AUGCCUGAGCAACAUGAAUACGGUCCACACCUCUCAUGUAUGGCUAUGAUGCCUGAGCAACAUGAAUACGGUCCACACCUCUCAUGUAUAGCUGUGAUGCCUGAGCAACAUGAACACGGUCCACACCCUCAUGGGGAUGGGCGCUUUCCCAGGCUGGUCACUCUCAAGCUGGUCACUCCCAGGCUGGUCACUCCCAGGCUGGUCACUCCCAAGCUGGUCACUCCCAAGCUGGUCACUCCCAAGCUGGUCACUCCCAAGCUGGUCACUCCCAAGCUGGUCACUCCCAGGUUGGUCACUACCAGGUUGGUCACUCCCAAGCUGGUCACUCCCAGGCUGGUCACUCCCAAGCUGGUCACUCCCAGGCUGGUCACUCCCAGGCUGGUCACUCCCAAGCUGGUCACUCCCAAGCUGGUCACUCCCAAGCUGGUCACUCCCAAGCUGGUCACUCCCAGGUUGGUCACUACCAGGUUGGUCACUCCCAAGCUGGUCACUCCCAAGCUGGUCACUCCCAGGUUGGUCACUACCAGGUUGGUCACUCCCAAGCUGGUCACUCCCAAGCUGGUCACUCCCAAGCUGGUCACUCCCAGGUUGGUCACUCCCAGGUUGGUCACUCCCAAGCUGGUCACUCCCAGGUUGGUCACUCCCAGGUUGCUCACUCCCAAGCUGGUCACUCCCAGGCUGGUCACUCCCAAGCUGGUCACUCCCAAGCUGGUCACUCCCAAGCUGGUCACUCCCAGGUUGGUCACUCCCAGGUUGGUCACUCCCAAGCUGGUCACUCCCAGGUUGGUCACUCCCAAGCUGGUCACUCCCAGGCUGGUCACUCCCAAGCUGGUCACUCCCAAGCUGGUCACUCCCAGAUAUAAAGGAGUUUUAGAUGUACGAAGCGAACUCUGUCUGGCACUGGCCAGUGACAGAAUUUUCCACUUGGAGGGUUGCCUCCACGCCACUAAAUCAAGCCCACAGCUGAAGCAGCGAGACGCUAUAUCAAAGCUACGUCGAUAUUUUGGUCUGGAAACUGAAGCUCCACCUCGCAGUCUUAUAAAUGUCAAUGCAGAUAAGGGUUAA
Procambarus clarkii (red swamp crayfish) is the source of this 1065-nucleotide messenger RNA. Lineage: Eukaryota; Metazoa; Arthropoda; Malacostraca; Decapoda; Cambaridae. The record is from RefSeq and is a predicted model, not a curated record.